CCCGCCCGGGCACGGCGGUUCAGUCACAAAUUGGACAUUUCGAUGCUGUGGGAUCGAAGAGGAGAGUGAGCGGAGACCACCCCCAGUCCCAAACAUCCAAUACAACCAGAUAGAACCAUGAUAUUGGGGUUGAAGAUGAGGCGACUUAUAUCCCAAUCUUUCUUGAUCAGAGCUUCGAUGGUUGUCUCCCCACAAGCGAGGCAACAGGACAACCUUCACCUACUUCCUUCGCAGCAUUUGGCUCGGAUGGCUUCUAAUCGUUUCCUCGAUAUCUAUCAGUUGGGAAGCAAGGCAGCCAUCGAGAAGGAGCGUGCUCGAAUUGCAGAUGAGAUGAGUAGGGGGUACUUUGCUGAUAUGGCUGACCUGAAAAAACAUGGUGGCAAGAUUGCUAUGGCAAGUAAAGUGAUCAUUCCAGCAAUGGUAGCUGUGAAGUUUCCUGAUCUGGAAGUCAUUGACAAAGAUGGAACAAUAGCAAAGCUUCCCAUCCGUCAAUGUGAAAAUGUUGUUAACGCUGGCCAAGCAUCAGUCCCAAAGGCAUCUUUACUUAGUCUUUCAUUUCGAGCAAACUCUCAGGCAAUGAUCAAUUCUUGGAGCUUGCCAUUUAUUGAAGCAUUUAGUAAAUCAGAAAAUGUCCAUGUAUGCGAGGUGUCAUUUAUAGACUCAUGGCUCUUACGCCAAAAUCCUAUCAAGCGUUUGCUUCUGUGGUAUAUAAGGAAAUCUAAUCGUGAUGAAAGCAAGGAUACGCUUGAGAAGAAGACAGUGUACUCAUUUGGUGAUCAUUAUUACUUCAGAAAAGAACUGAAGAUACUAAAUCUCCUUACGGGGUACAUCUUUCUACUUGAUAAAUUUGGUAGAAUAAGAUGGCAAGGCUUUGGAAUGGCUUCAGAAAAUGAGCUAGCUUCCCUUAUUUCUUGCACAUCAACUCUUCUUGAAGAGGAAUCAGGUGUUGGGCGAUCCUCAGAGCGGCAAAGAGAGAAAGCUACAAAAUGUGAAGUCCGUGAAAAGGAAUCAGAUAAAAGCUCUCCUCAAUCUUUGGCUGCUAGCUAACUGGACUGAAGUUCAUGUGGUGUUUUAUUUAUGUAGGUACUCCUUCUUCCUCGGGGGAAAGAUUCUUGAUUGCUUCUAUGUAAAAUUUUCAACUUUGUUCCUUUUUAACUUCUCAUCCUAUUUGCUCUUUAGUCAGAUUUUGACCUGCAUUGGCAGAGAUUUUAGGGAUGGCUAGAAGAGAUUUUAUUGGCCACAUUUUUGUGGCUUGGCCAAAAUUGUAACUAAGAUGAAUCUCUAGGUUGGAAUACUUGGUGGAAGAGGUUAUGACCACUUAAGCACAAGGUCUCGAGUUCGAGCCCGUGUGAAUACAAAAAAUAUUUUUGGGAGAGCUACCUUCAAUAAGAAAGAUCAAUAGGGUAUUUGAGCUGCUUUAGGACGUGCAUAAAUUGCACGCUCAAGUUGGAGUUGCUUUACAUUUCAUGUGUCACUCAUUUACCAUUCAA
This is a messenger RNA of Prosopis cineraria, 1490 nucleotides long. RefSeq lists its product as uncharacterized. The record is from RefSeq and is a predicted model, not a curated record. Gene Ontology annotation, cellular component: mitochondrial inner membrane. NCBI's taxonomy places the organism in Eukaryota, Viridiplantae, Streptophyta, Magnoliopsida, Fabales, Fabaceae. Gene Ontology annotation, biological process: mitochondrial proton-transporting ATP synthase complex assembly. The transcript is spliced from 8 exons. Bases 118 to 1047 code for a protein of 309 amino acids.